This is a messenger RNA of Camelina sativa (false flax), 749 nucleotides long. Its product is annotated as putative histone H2A.3. Gene Ontology annotation, molecular function: DNA binding; protein heterodimerization activity; structural constituent of chromatin. Lineage: Eukaryota; Viridiplantae; Streptophyta; Magnoliopsida; Brassicales; Brassicaceae. The record is from RefSeq and is a predicted model, not a curated record. Gene Ontology annotation, cellular component: nucleosome.
AAUAAUACUCAUGGCGGGGGUUCUGCUGUAACGAAGUUUCUCAAGUACGCUUCGUUUCGUUACUCUUUUUUUUUUUCUUCUUCUUCUUCUUCUUCUUCUUCUUUCUUUGUUCUUCUAGAGCUGUAGAAAUGGUGGGUCGGGGAAAAACACUAGGAUCUGGUGCGGCGAAGAAGUCGACAUCUCGUAGUAGCAAGGCUGGGCUACAAUUCCCUGUUGGUCGUAUCGCUCGGUUUUUGAAGGCCGGGAAGUACGCCGAGCGUGUUGGUGCCGGAGCUCCUGUCUAUCUCGCCGCCGUUCUUGAAUACCUCGCCGCCGAGGUACUUGAGCUCGCUGGGAACGCAGCGAGAGACAACAAGAAGACACGUAUAGUUCCACGACACAUUCAGCUUGCUGUGAGGAACGACGAGGAACUAAGCAAACUACUUGGAGAUGUGACUAUUGCCAACGGAGGAGUGAUGCCUAACAUCCACAAUCUCCUUCUCCCCAAGAAGUCUGGUCCUUCCAAGCCUACUGAGGAAGAUUAGGCGCUACUCCUCUUAUAAAAACAAAGACAUUGAUUCUCUCGAAAAUGGUUUAUAUAUCAGAUCAUGCUUAGGAGUUAGGACUGUCUUUUGCUCUUAUCUAAUUGCUUAUUUGUUGUUGUUGUUUUUACUCAGCAGCAGCAAUGAAAGCUGUGUGGUUUGUACUAGAUGUAAGGAUAACCUUGUUUCACUUUGUGUGAAUAUAUGAAAGAAAAUUGUUCUAUCUCA